Molecule: messenger RNA, 2053 nt
Organism: Punica granatum (pomegranate)
Lineage: Eukaryota; Viridiplantae; Streptophyta; Magnoliopsida; Myrtales; Lythraceae
Source: RefSeq, a predicted model, not a curated record
CUCUCUCUCUCUCUCUCUCUCUCUCUCUAUAGCAACAUGGUGAUUCAGAAGGAGAGUUCCAUGAAAAGCCUCCCGAGCCCUUCUCUGUCAUCACCUUCCAAAACCCUAACUAUGUCCUCUUCCUUGAUAUCACUAGGCUCGUCUUGCACUUCUUUGGCUACAGCUGAAGAAGCCAUCCGAAAUGCCGACCCCAUCAUCACCAAAUGGGACAUGGACUCCUCCUCUUACACCAAACUCAUCUCCCUCUUUCACCACAGCCGGAGAGAGGCCGCGGACUUCCUCAAGUCUGUCCACGAGCUCCGUGGGGCCAUGCACUUCCUUGUCUCCAACCACCAGAGAUCGAGGGACCAGCUUGUCCUUGCUCAGAACUUAAUGCAAGUUGCCAUGAAACGGCUCGAGAAGGAGCUCUACGACAUCCUCUCCUCGAGCCGGGACAAGCUCGAUCAUGAGUCUUUGUCUGAAGGGUCGUUCUCGAGCCGCUCCACUUCGAGCAAGUUUGGAGGGCUCGAGAAAAUCGACAAAGAAGAAGAACUAAAGGAAGAAGAUGACGGUGCUGAUGAUUCGGAGGAUGGGCUGGGAAAGGCCAGAGAGUCGAUUGCCGAGACUGAGCAGGCCUCGGUGCUCGCCAUGUCGGACCUGAAGUCCAUUGCCGAUUGCAUGAUAAGUGCUGGGUACGGGAAAGAGUGUGUUAAGAUAUAUAAGAUUAUCAGAAAGUCGAUCGUCGACGAGGGGAUAUAUCGGCUUGGGAUCAAAGGACCCAAGCUGCUUCAGAUCCAGAAGAUGAGCUUGGACUUGCAAGACUGCGCAAUUAAGACUUGGUUGAGUGCUACGAAAGUCGUCGUGAGGACACUCUUUCGAGGUGAGAGGAUUCUAUGUGAUCAUGUGUUUUCUUCAUCAAGCACAAUACGAGAGUCAUGCUUCACUGAAAUUACAAAAGAUGGUGCAAUCAGCCUAUUUAAGUUCCCAGAGCUCGUGGCAAGACCUAAGGGGCCGUCGGGGAGAAUUUAUCAGCUAAUCGAACUCUACGAAGCAUUAUCAGAGUUGUGGCCCGUCAUAGAUUACACGUUCGACUUCAAAUCAACUGCGACGGUCAAACUUCAAGUCCUUUCCUCACUGGUUCGGCUGGGGAACACAGUCCAAACUAUCCUUUCCGACUACGAGGCCUCGAUCCAGAAGGACUCGUCAAGAAAUCCCGCCCCCGGAGGUGGGAUCCACCCUCUCACGGAGUCCGUUAUGUCAUUCAUUUGUUCACUGACACCUUAUAGCGGGACCCUUUCAGACAUUCUAGCCGAUCACCCACACCCCGAUGGGAACUUACAAUUGCCUGAGUCUUACUUCGGGAGUCCUAGCUCCGAGGACUAUCCGACAUCUCCAGUGUCAAUCAGGAUCGCGUGGCUGAUCCUCGUACUAUUAUGCAAGCUUGAUGUGAAGGCCGAAUUAUACAAGGAUGUCGCUUUGUCCUACCUUUUCCUGGCCAACAACCUUCACUUCAUAGUAAAGAAGGUCAGCACAACGAAUCUCAAGUACCUCCUCGGAGAUGAGUGGAUUGCCCGGAAUGAGAUGAUAGUUCGGCAAUACGCUUCUAGCUACGAGGCCAUGGCCUGGACUAGGGUACUCUCUUGCCUGCCAGAGGUCAUCACCAUUGAUGAUUCAGUAACCUCUCCAUCAUUGUCAGUCGAGGAGGCGAAGGCGUGUUUCCAGAAGUUCAACUCUGCAUUCGAGGAUGCACAUAGGAGGCAGGGCUCUUGGGUGGUGCCGGAUGGCAAGCUGAGGGAUGAGAUCAAGGUUUCCAUAGCAAGGAAGCUUGUGGGGAACUAUAGGGUGAUCUGGGAGGAAUACAUGGGUUCCAUGAGAGAGCUCGUUAGGUUCCGGCCCGAUGAUCUGGAGAAUUACUUGUCGGAUUUGUUCCAUGAGGCAGCAAUCUCGGGGAACUCAUCAGGGUCGUCAUCCUCUACUUCCUACCCACAACCUCGAGGGUGUUUAUCUCGUUCAAUCAAAGUGUACUAAUGACUUGAUCCAUUCAAUAUAAAAUAUAACGACCUCGAAAUAUCCA